This is a messenger RNA of Ziziphus jujuba (common jujube), 3111 nucleotides long. Its product is annotated as UTP--glucose-1-phosphate uridylyltransferase 3, chloroplastic. Gene Ontology annotation, biological process: UDP-N-acetylglucosamine biosynthetic process. The record is from RefSeq and is a predicted model, not a curated record. Lineage: Eukaryota; Viridiplantae; Streptophyta; Magnoliopsida; Rosales; Rhamnaceae. The coding region runs from base 161 to 2788 and encodes 875 amino acids. Gene Ontology annotation, molecular function: UDP-N-acetylglucosamine diphosphorylase activity. The transcript is spliced from 17 exons.
UUUAGGACACUCUCCCCUCCACUAUGACGGUUUGAAGAAAGAGAACACAGGCCACAACAAAGCCGGCUUUGGUAUAUCCUUCAGGUAUCUUCCUCUUUUUAUACCUCUAUUCCUCUUCAUCUUCUUCUAUGCUUCGCCAUUUUCCUUCACUCUCUCAACAAUGGCGAGGUCACCUCCAAUACUUCAUCACAACAACAAUUACUUGCUUUUCUCCUUUGCCUCCAAAAACUCCAACCACUCUCACUUCCAUUACUCUCUUCGCCACACGAAGCCUCUGCUGCUUUCUUUAUCAUCUUCCUCUUCGUUUUCUUCUUCGUCGUCUUCAUCGUAUUCUCAUAUCACUCGCGUCACCACCGCGCCGUUGGAAUACGCGCUGACGCCUCCGGACUUCGAUUUCCACCGUGAAAUUUCGCGGCUCAAAGCUCUUCGUUCCAGACUGUCUGAUUCUAAAUCCCUGGAAGAGAAGGUCAUGGUGAUUGACAGAGACAAGAGAGUUAAGAGCUUCUUCAAUUCAAGGAGAUAUGGAUUCUCUAGGGCUCUGGCUUCGUUGAAUUUGAGUGAAUACGAGCUGUUCUUGUUGAAGUGCUUGGUUGCGGCUGGGCAAGAGCAUGUUCUCAGUUUCGGAUGUGAAUUUGUGGACAGCGAAGUGGAAUCGGUUAGGAGUUCGGUGAAGAGUGCGUUGUAUGCGUUGGUGGAGAUGAUAGAGAAAUUGGACGUCAAUGGCGGUGGUGGUGGUGGUCAGAGUUUGGAGACUAAUAUUGGUUUCGCUUUGAAUGAUGAAGACAUUAGCGACUUGAGGAAACUGUUGAAAAUUUUGGGAGAGGUUGAACGGUUCUAUGACUGCAUUGGAGGCAUUAUAGGAUAUCAGAUAACAGUUCUGGAGCUUCUUACCCAGGCAAUAUCUGAAAGGUGGACAACAAACCGGUCCAAACAUGUAAAUGAAAUAAUGGAAUGCCAAUUUUUGGAAAUUCAUGCUCCCAGUGGACUUAAUCUUUCUCAAAACACGCAAUAUGCAUUACAAGCUGCAUUAUGGGGAAUUGAGGGUUUGCCAAACCUAGGUGAAAUUUAUCCUUUAGGAGGCUCUGCAGACAGGCUUGGUUUAGUUGAUCCUGACACAGGCGAAUGUCUUCCUGCUGCAAUGCUUCCUUAUUGUGGACGGACCUUAUUGGAAGGUCUUAUAAGAGAUCUUCAGGCUAGAGAGUUUUUGUACUUCAAGUUGUAUGGAAAACAAUGCAUCACCCCUGUUGCAAUCAUGACUAGCUCUGCAAAGAACAACCAUGAACGCAUUACUUCUCUUUGUGAAAGACUUGGAUGGUUUGGAAGAGGUCGAUCAAGUUUCCAACUUUUUGAACAGCCUCUUGUUCCAGCUGUUAGUGCUGAAGAUGGGCAAUGGCUGGUCACCAAACCUUUUGCACUUGUAUGCAAGCCUGGUGGUCACGGCGUAAUAUGGAAACUUGCCUAUGAUAAAGGUGUUUUCAAGUGGUUUUAUGGUCACGGAAGAAAAGGUGCAACUAUCCGACAAGCGAGUAAUGUAGUGGCUGCCACAGAUGUGACCCUUUUGGCAUUGGCAGGGAUUGGUUUGCACCAUGGUAAGAAACUGGGGUUUGCAUCAUGUAAGAGGAACUCAGGGGCUACAGAAGGAGUUAAUGUUCUAAUUGAGAAGAAAAAUAUUGAUGGGAGGUGGUCAUACGGUUUGUCGUGCAUUGAGUACACAGAGUUUGACAAGUUUGGGAUAGCAGAUGAAACUCUUUAUCCUAAUGGUUUGCAGGCAGAGUUUCCUGCCAAUACGAACGUCCUGUAUGUGGAUCUACCUUCUGCAGAAUUGGUUGGAUCAAGUAAUAAUGGAAACAGCUUACCAGGCAUGGUGCUUAAUGUGAAAAAACCAAUUGAGUUUGCAGACUAUUUUGGAAAACGACACAGUGUCUCUGGUGGCAGGCUGGAGUGCACAAUGCAAAAUAUUGCUGAUAACUUUUUUAACACUUGUUCAUCUCGAUGUUAUAAGGCCGUGGAAGCAGAUGAGCUGGAUACUUUUAUCGUGUUUAAUGAGAGGAGAAGGGUUACUUCAUCUGCUAAGAAGAAAAGAAGACAUACAGACAAAUCUUUACACCAGACUCCUGAUGGUUCACUGUUGGAUAUCUUAAGAAAUGCUCGUGAUCUUCUUUCUCAAUGCAACAUUAAACUACCUGAGAUUGAAGAUAAUAGCAAAUAUCUUGAUUCUGCACCACCAUUUCUUAUUCUUCUACACCCUGCUCUUGGCCCUCUUUGGGAGGUCGCCAGGCAAAAAUUCCAUGAAGGUUCCAUAUCCAAGGGCUCUGAAUUACAAGUAGAAGUUUCAGAAUUCCUGUGGAGCAAUGUUCAGCUUGAUGGAAGUCUGAUCAUAGAGAAUGACAGUGUUAUGGGCUCAACUAAGAUAGAUGAUACUGGAGAACAUAUUCUAAAAUAUGGACACAGGUGUGGAAGGUGUAGAUUACAGAAUGUCAAAGUACUGAAUGAGGGAAUUGACUGGAAUCAUGGGGACAAUGUAUACUGGAAGCAUGAUGUACAACGUUUGGAGGCAUGCAAGAUCAUAUUGCAUGGAAAUGCUGAAUUUGAGGCAUCCAAUGUUACCUUACAGGGAAAUCAUACAUUUGAAGUUCCAAGUGGGUACAAAUUGAAGAUCAGCCCACAAAAUUCAGGUAUAGCAGUGGAAUUAGUCCCUAUUGAACAAAAUAUGAUGGACAGUGGGAGCUGGUACUGGAAAUACAAGAUAAAAGGCUUGCACAUUGAAUUGGAAUUGGUAGAGUUUUAAGCAGUUAACCAUAACUCACAACCUCACCAGACAUGAAUCCUAGUUCAUUGAUGGUGUGUAUCUCACCUCUUAUUCUCGAGCUCUUUUGAGUUGAUUUGGUUGAACAUAAGUUGAACCAUGUUCGAGUUAAUUCGAGUCAAAAAAAUUUUUGGCUCAAUCCAGCUGCUGCUUAUCUUUCUUGUCUUUUUCCUUUUAUUUAUUUAUUUUUAAAAUCGGUAGUAGGGAGAAAUUGGGAAAACGGGUUGGAGCAGCUAAUGUAACUUGUAUAAAAGAAGAGUUCGAGCAAUAAAAUAUGUCCCAUUUUUUUAAUUUUUAAUAGAGAA